Molecule: messenger RNA, 2180 nt
Organism: Eremomyces bilateralis CBS 781.70
Lineage: Eukaryota; Fungi; Ascomycota; Dothideomycetes; Eremomycetales; Eremomycetaceae
Product: T-complex protein 1 subunit alpha
Exons: 3
Coding region: 165-1919 (584 amino acids)
Biological process (GO): protein folding
Cellular component (GO): chaperonin-containing T-complex
Molecular function (GO): ATP hydrolysis activity; ATP-dependent protein folding chaperone; ATP binding
Source: RefSeq, a predicted model, not a curated record
GGCGCUGGCCAGACCUCCAGUCCGGUCACGGGGUUUUUCCGAACGCCGACAAGAAUUUCUCGUCCAGGGUUAAGGCAUCACCGAUUAGCACAGUACAGUGCAGUGCAGCUUCGCGUUAAGCUCCAUUCACCGCGUAUCAAGCUCUUUCUUUAAUCCAACCAAACAUGUCCGCCAUAUUCGAGGCUCCCCGGAAUGCCGGAACACUAUUCCUGGGUGGUACCAAGAUCAGUGGACAGGACAUCCGAGACCAGAACGUCCAAGCGACGCAAGCCAUUGCAAAUGUGGUCAAAUCGUCAUUCGGCCCGUCCGGGUUGGAUAAGAUGAUGGUGGAUGAUAUUGGAGAGGUGACCGUGACCAACGACGGGGCUACCAUCCUCAGCCUCCUCGACAUCGAACACCCUGCCGGCAAGAUAUUAGUCGAGCUGGCCCACCAGCAAGACCGGGAAGUCGGAGAUGGGACCACCUCCGUCGUGCUGAUUGCGGCGGAGCUGUUGAAACGGGCGAACGAGCUCAUGAAGAACCGAAUACAUCCUACAACCAUCAUCACCGGAUACCGGCUGGCAUUGAGGGAAGCGGUACGAUUCAUGUCGGAGAACAUCAGCAUCAAGGUCGAGAACCUAGGCCGUGACUCGCUCGUUAACAUUGCCAAAACCUCCAUGUCCAGCAAAAUCAUCGGCUCCGACUCCGAUUUCUUCGCCAACAUGGUGGUCGACGCCAUGCAAGCCGUGCGGACCAACGCCGCCAAGAACGAGGUCAAAUACCCCGUCAAGGCCGUCAACAUCCUCAAAUCCCACGGCCAGUCCGCCACCGAAUCCCUCCUCGUCAAGGGCUACGCUCUCAACUGCACCGUCGCCUCGCAGGCCAUGAAGACCCGCAUCCCCGACGCCCGCAUCGCCUGUCUCGACAUGAACUUGCAGAAGGAGCGCAUGAAGCUCGGCGUGCAGAUCACCGUCGACGACCCGCAGCAGCUCGAGAAGAUCCGUGAGCGCGAGUCUGGCAUCGUGCUGGAGCGCGUCGAGAUGAUCCUCAAGUCCGGCGCCAACGUGGUCAUGACCACUAAGGGCAUCGACGACAUGUGCAUGAAGCUGUUCAUCGAGCGCGGCGCCAUGGCCGUCCGCCGAUGCAAGAAGGAGGACCUACGGAGAAUCGCGAAGGCCACCGGCGCCACCCUGGUGAGCUCGCUGUCCGACCUGAACGGCGACGAGAAGUUCGACGCCAGCGCCCUGGGCAUGGCCGAGGAAGUCGUGCAGGAGCGCAUCUCCGACGACGAGUGCAUCCUGGUCAAGGGCACCAAGACCCAUCCCUCCGCCUCCAUCAUCCUGCGCGGACCCAACGAGUACGCCCUCGACGAGAUGGAGCGCUCCGUGCACGACGCCCUGUCCGCCGUCAAGCGCACCCUAGAAAGCGGCCGCAUCGUCCCCGGCGGCGGCGCCACCGAGACGGCCCUCCACAUCUACCUCGAAGAAUGGGCCCGCUCCGUCGGCUCCCGCGAACAACUCCCCAUCGCCACCUUCGCCACCGCCCUCCUCGCCGUUCCCCACACCCUCGCCAUCAACGCCGCCCUCGACUCCUCCGAGCUCGUCUCCCAGCUCCGCUCGCGCCACGCCCUCUCUCAACGCACCGCCGACGCCGCCCCCGUCCCCGCCGCCGCCCAACAAGCCGCCCGCGACGCCGGCGCCGCCGCCACCGCCGAGGAAAAACUCCUCGCGAAGAAGAAGAACUACAAGUACUACGGCCUCGAUCUGAGCACGGGCCGGGUCGCCGAUAUGGUGAAGUUGGGGGUGAUGGAGCCGAGCAUGAGUAAGGUGAAGCAGUUGAAGAGCGCCGUGGAGGCGUGCGUGGCCAUCAUGCGGAUCGAUACGUUGAUUAAGUUGGAUCCGGAGCAGCGCGGCGAGGAGGACGAUGGACAUGGGCAUUAAACGGAAAAAAGGAUGCGGGAAUUGGCGUUUUUCAGAGGGAUGGGAUGAGCAUCUGUAGAUAGAUACCAAUCGAUCGCGACGGCACGGCUCGCUUCCUUGGCAUCGACGAAUGGGCGAGUUGAUAGUCUCCCGCCACGAGGCGAAAGUGAGACGGAUCAAAAGCAUGGAAUCGUGCUUGCGCUAAUUAAGGAUAGUCGGAUAUCAUACAAGAAUUGAAAUCCUGUCGUGGAUCAAGACGUUUUCCAGCGAAGGCGUUGCAUA